AUGAGUUCAUCCACCGCGGCAAUUCUCUAUGCUAUCACUAUCACCACGCCUGCCGCUUCACCUUUGCCAGAUGAUGCGCAGAAAAAAAGCCAUCACCUUCAAGGCGGAUUCACGAACCCAUGGGAUUCAUGGAAACCGAUCAAAGCAACCAUUGCCUAUGAUAUCCUUUCUCGCCAGGUAACUGGGAAAGCCAACCGGCCUGACACUACGCCUCCGACUGUUCCAGUCCGUAAACCAGAAUUUCUGCCCAGCCGGGAGACGUCGAAGCUGAGGACGACAUGGCUGGGCCAUGCCUGCUACUAUGUCGAGUUUCCCGACGGGCUGCGAGUGUUGUUUGAUCCUGUCUUUGAGGACCGUUGCUCGCCUUUCUCCUGGCUUGGACCGAAACGGUACACGGAGGUGCCGUGCCAGAUCAAAGACAUCCCUUUCAUCGACGCAGUUGUUAUUUCCCACAACCAUUACGACCAUCUGUCACACCCGACAGUGAAAGAGAUCGCCAAACUGCAUCCGAAUUGCCAUUUCUUUGCGCCUCUGGGUAACAAAGAGUGGUUUUCAAGGUCGGGAAUUAAGAAUAUGACUGAGAUGGACUGGUGGGAAGAGCGGGAUGUCGUCCUUUCGCCUUCAAAGUCAGACACUACGGUUGAAGAAGCAACAGGCGAUCUCGCAUCGAAGCCUGCGGAUAUCAAAGCGCGUAUCGGCUGCCUACCAUGCCAGCAUACCAGUGCCAGAGGGCUCCUUGAUCGAGAGAAAACAUUGUGGUCGUCAUGGUACGUCGAAUCUGGAGGUCGCAAGGUUUACUUCGCUGGAGAUACUGGAUACCGUGCGGUACCUGAACUUCCGGAUGGCGUGGACGAUCACGCCCCCGAGUAUGAUUACCCUUCGUGCCCCGCGUUCAAGCAGGUCGGCGAAUUCAGAGGACCUUUUGACCUAGGUCUGAUCCCCAUCGGAGCGUACGCGCCACGAUUUAUCAUGAGUCCGAUGCAUGCAGACCCUCAUGAUGCUGUGGAAAUAUUCAGAGAUACAAAGUGUAGACGAGCAACCGCCAUGCAUUGGGGCACGUGGGUGCUUACUGAGGAGGACGUCCUCGAACCUGCGAGGAAAUUAAAGGAGGCAUUGAAGAAGCAUUCAAUUCCUGAAGAGGGAGUGUUCGAUGUUUGUGACAUUGGCGAAAGCAGGGAGUAUUGA
Aspergillus fischeri NRRL 181 is the source of this 1185-nucleotide messenger RNA. Its product is annotated as putative Zn-dependent hydrolase/oxidoreductase family protein. Gene Ontology annotation, cellular component: cytoplasm; membrane-bounded organelle. Lineage: Eukaryota; Fungi; Ascomycota; Eurotiomycetes; Eurotiales; Aspergillaceae. The transcript is spliced from 4 exons. Gene Ontology annotation, molecular function: zinc ion binding; N-acylphosphatidylethanolamine-specific phospholipase D activity. Bases 1 to 1185 code for a protein of 394 amino acids. Gene Ontology annotation, biological process: N-acylethanolamine metabolic process; N-acylphosphatidylethanolamine metabolic process. The record is from RefSeq and is a predicted model, not a curated record.